AUGAUUGACGGGCUGUACGUCCCCAAAGGUGUCAAUGUCUCUGCUGAUAUUUGGACUAUCCAGCGUAAGCCCGAGUAUUGGGCUCUCGCUGACAAGUUCUGGCCUGACCGCUGGCUUGGCAAUGGUCCGGGCACCGUCUUUGAGUACGAUGUCCGGACCAGCUACCGGCCAUUCCUCGUUGGACCCCGAGUGUGCAUUGGUCGCGAGAUGGCUUUGCAGUCCAUCCGUCUAACUGUAGCCAAAGUAGCAUUUUCGUUUGAUUUAGGAAUGGCUAACAAGGAUACUUUCGUGUGGGAGAGAGAUGCAGGCAAUGAUUAUGUCUGGCAUGACUAUCAUGUCUUGGUGAGGAAGAGGGCACACCAAGAGUUUCAUAAAUAG
This is a messenger RNA of Colletotrichum costaricense, 378 nucleotides long. RefSeq lists its product as uncharacterized. Lineage: Eukaryota; Fungi; Ascomycota; Sordariomycetes; Glomerellales; Glomerellaceae. The record is from RefSeq and is a predicted model, not a curated record. The transcript has a single exon. Gene Ontology annotation, molecular function: iron ion binding; oxidoreductase activity, acting on paired donors, with incorporation or reduction of molecular oxygen; monooxygenase activity. Bases 1 to 378 code for a protein of 125 amino acids.